CCGGUGCUCUCUGUCCGUUUUGAAAAUCUUUGAGGAUAAUUCGGACUAUGCCGUUGACGCACUCCACAGUCCCACAUCCACUCGGACAGACGCGGUUUCCAGAGGGACAACUGUACUUGGAACCACAUUAGUUUCUACCCAGAUUUGAAAUGUAUCUUAAGAUGCCAAAUUUGUUUUUAUUUUUAUAUUUACUUCAAGGACUGAAUAAUUUAAUUGCCGCGCAACAAGCUGCGCCCUGGAGGAACCGGAUCCAGUGGGUGAAUAACGGCCAAGUGUUCAGCUUAAUGAGCACCGGGUCUGAGUAUCACGCACCUGUACCGUCCAGGAGACAGUCCAGGGUUAAUCUGAGCAGCAACAGAGAUGCGGUCCGUGACAGGACGAUGCACAGCGGGACAACCGCACAUCUGGGUCCGGACAGCAUGCAGUAUAUAGUGGCCAACAGCCGCGCACCUGGUGCCAGGCAAGUGCAUGUGCGCCGGAGAACCAGGGGUCCUCCAGGAACCAGAGUUAACGAUUCCGUUCUGUCUGAAUACUCAGGCGGAGGUGUCCUUGGAAGAAACCAGCCAGCUGAUGCUAAUAUUCAACAGCUUGUUGCGCCCACGGUGAAUUCCAACAUAUAUCCAAACCCUGAUUAUGAAAACUAUAAUGAAGCGAGUCUCUACAGAGCGCCCGAGCAAGGAACAACAUUGGAUAAUAUAGCAGGAGAUGAUUCACGAAGCAGGAAUACGGUUUUCUACAACAUCUAUUCACCCGGUAGAAGGAACAACACCCCCCGCCGCCCUCCACCAGGAACCGGGCACGGCACCAGAUAUUUCCACAACGGUCUUCCAGACCUUGUUCCAGACCCGUAUUCUAUUCAGGCGGGGUCGUAUAUUCAGCGUGUCCAGAUGUACGCGCUCCGCUGCGCCGCUGAGGAGAACUGCUUGUCAAGGUCAGCAUACAGGCCGACAGUGAGAGAUAUUGACUACAGAGUUCUACUGCGGUUCCCACAGAAAGUCAGAAACAUGGGAACAACUGAUUUUCUGCCGGUCAAACCCAGACAUGAGUGGGAGUGGCACAGCUGUCAUCAGCACUAUCACAGCAUGGACGCGUUCAGUCACUAUGAUCUCUUGGACAUCAACACUGGACUAAAGGUUGCUGAAGGACACAAGGCGAGCUUCUGUCUGGAAGACACUGGCUGUGAUCCCGGCUUUCGUCGCAGAUAUGCCUGCACUGUACACACCCAGGGUUUGAGUCCAGGUUGCCAUGAUACAUAUGCAGCCAACAUUGACUGCCAGUGGAUUGACAUAACAGAUGUUCCUCCAGGAAGCUACAUUCUUAAGGUCACAGUCAAUCCAAACUUCCUGGUGCCUGAGUCUGACUUCUCCAACAACAUUGUGCGUUGUGAAGUCAUUUACGCCGGCCAUUUCGUCCAAACACGAAACUGCAGAAUAACUGGGAAUUAAAGACAUCGGAUCAUGUAAAUGUAUUUGUGCUCCAUUUUCUGUUGGCUUGAAGGCUUUUUAAGUAACUUGAAAAACAUACAUUUUUGGAAUUGAGUUUUUAGUCUCAUCAACAUUGUGUUUGCACAGUGUGCUUUAUAAUAGAAUGUAAAUUUCUUCGUGCAACAUUUAUUUUAAAGUAAGAAUCAAAAGUUAUACUUUAGGUUUCUGCAGAAUGUUUGUAUCCUAUUGCUCUUUAGUGUUUGUGUUUAUUGCAUAGAUUAUGAAAAGUAUGCAUUUCCUUUAAAAUGAUCCCUUUUAUCUGGGUGUUCUACUUGAUUGUGUGUUCAUAGUGGUUGAGCGUUUUUCUCCAGUACAGAACACUAGUGUAAAAUGUACAUUUGAAAUGCUCAAAAGAGUUGAUAUUCCAGUUUUAGCUUAAACGCUAAAGCUGUUGUGAAUAUGCAAUAUGUAGAGUUUGACUGUGUUCACUGUCUGUGUUUCGUUUGCCAUGAUUAUUACAAUCGCUUCAUGAAUCCUGGACUUGGAUGGACGAAGCCUUCUGGCUUGAUAUGCAAUAAACAUAAAAAUGGU
Messenger RNA from Myxocyprinus asiaticus (Chinese sucker), 2015 nucleotides. Its product is annotated as protein-lysine 6-oxidase-like. The transcript has 7 exons. The coding region runs from base 150 to 1445 and encodes 431 amino acids. Gene Ontology annotation, molecular function: copper ion binding; protein-lysine 6-oxidase activity. The record is from RefSeq and is a predicted model, not a curated record. Gene Ontology annotation, biological process: peptidyl-lysine oxidation. Lineage: Eukaryota; Metazoa; Chordata; Actinopteri; Cypriniformes; Catostomidae.